Seriola aureovittata is the source of this 1860-nucleotide messenger RNA. RefSeq names its product e2f-associated phosphoprotein (gene eapp). The record is from RefSeq and is a predicted model, not a curated record. Bases 89 to 994 code for a protein of 301 amino acids. Gene Ontology annotation, cellular component: nucleus. Gene Ontology annotation, biological process: positive regulation of cell population proliferation. NCBI's taxonomy places the organism in Eukaryota, Metazoa, Chordata, Actinopteri, Carangiformes, Carangidae. The transcript is spliced from 6 exons.
AGGAGCGGAAACAGUCGCUGCUAACGCUGUCGUAGCUAACUCGCUAGCUGCUCGUGUCGUUGUAAUUGAGUUCGAACAAACAGUUAAAAUGAACAAACUUAUUAAAUCGCAGGAGUUUGACUCGUAUGAGAUCGAGGAGCCGAGCGACGAGGAGAGAGCAUCCAGCAGUUCGGAGGACGAGCUGGACGUGCUGCUGAACGGGACUCCGGACCAGAAGAAGAAACUGAUCCGAGAGUAUUUGACAGGGGAAAGCGAGUCGUCCAGCGGGGAUGAGUUUGAGAAGGAGAUGGAGGCUGAGCUCAGCUCCACCAUCAGGACCAUGGAGGGAACCUGGGCACCAUCAGCAACAGCAGAAACCUCAGGAGGAGGAGGAGGAGGAGGUCCUGGACCUCUGAAUCCUCGGAUGUAUGACAACAUCUACUUCGACUCUGACUCAGAGGGAGAAGACACGCCAAGCAGCUCCACAGGCCAGAGGCGGAGACAGCGGAUCAUACCGACCAAUGACGAGCUGCUGUACGACCCCGACGAAGACGACAGAGACCAGGCCUGGGUGGAUGCCAGGAGGAGACAGUACAACAGCAGGAAACGACCAGCAGGGGCGUUUCGCUCGCAGUCUCGUCGGACUCAGGGUUUACCCAGCAGUGACGCUGUCCUCAACUGUCCCGCCUGCAUGACCACGCUCUGUCUGGACUGUCAGAGGCAUGAGAAGUACCGGACGCAGUACAGAGCCAUGUUCGUCAUGAACUGCACGGUGAAGAGAGACGAGGUGUUACGCUACAAAACGCAGCAGGAGAAGAAGCAGAGGAACAGGAAGAGGAGAAGGGGCCAGAAAACGGAAACACCGGCAAACGAGGCUCCCGACCCGUCGCCAGCGGGGAUGGAUGCUGACGAGGUUUACCACCCGGUGCAGUGCUCCGAGUGCUCUACAGAGGUGGCCGUGUUCGAUAAAGAAGAGGUUUACCACUUCUUCAACAUCCUGGCCAGCCACUGCUGAGACGGAGCGAGCGAGCUCUGAGCAGGACGCUUUUUUUUUUCAGCAGUUUCUCUCUGGCUCCUCGCCUCAGCUUUCUGAUUUAAGAAGAACCGGGUCGGCUGCUUCUUCAGCAUCCCGCCUGAGACGGAGAAUCCUGCUGUGAGUCUCUCCUAGGCGCCAAUCUGUGGGUCAGGAAUCAGGAAAGCAGAGGAACGUCAGCAGCAUGUCACCUGUCCGUGAAACCUUUGAAAUAUCUGACUAAAGCUGGAAUCCGGCUCUGAACAUCUGCUGGUUGCAGCUCUGGUGGACGUACUGAACCCUAAACACAAGAGCCUGACUGACACAUGAUCCAAUAUCAAUGUUGAUUGAUUUGAGAAGGACAAACAUCAGAUAGUGGCAAAUAGAUGUUGAUGAAUUUUUACCUAAACACGUCACAGUCACAAACCUUUCUAAUCAUUUUUAUUAACUUUCUCUUUUUUUUUAAGGAUUGUGAGCUGGAUGAUGUACUGGGACAUUUCAAGGUCAAAAAAUAAACUCGUCAGUGCUGUCUGCUGAACAGACGCUUGUUUUUUGAGAUUUGUCUGCUGACAUACGCACGAUCUAGCUGCAAUAAGAUUUUUUGGUAUCUCUCUAGUACACAGUGAACUUGUGCGGUCUCAUAGGAUCAAACUCCUUUUCCUGCUGGUGUCCUUCAGAGUCGGCUGUAAGGCAGUAGGACUUGAGAGAUACUGUGCAGACUGUAGUUGCUGUUUGGUUUAUUGAAGCUCUCUGGGCUUCAUGGUUUAAGAUCUACUAGACCAGCUUUUAGUUUCACAACAGGGUUGGCAUUAUUCUAUAUUUUUGUUACUGUCGACAAAUCCCAUAAAAAGACCCAAACGGCUUCCUUA